UGAACGCGACAAGACUUGAGCUGUUCACACUCAACCAAAGACGCAGUUCUUGAACGAUGAGUCCGUUCCUCCUUCUACUGGGUUUAACGCUCGGUCUGUCCGCGGCCUCCAUCAACUUCACUACCGUCUUUGAGUGGGACUUUUUCGAAUAUGAGUGGCCCUCAGAAGAAAAAAAGCAAGAAGCUUCGAAAAAGGGAAUUUACUAUCACAAAACCAUUGUUCCGCACGAGCAUGUCGUUUACGGGGAGAGAGUGUUUAUCAGCAUUUACGAAUCGAAAACACACCCAUUUCCGUACACCCUGACCUGGCUGCCAUCCACUGCGUCUUCGAAGUCUCCGAAACUGAAUCCCUAUCCUUCAUGGAAAUUGCAAAUCAAAGGAAACUGCAAGACCAUGCAGCAAAUCAAGGGCAUGGUGGUCGAUGUUUGUGGUCGGCUUUGGGCCGUCGAUAACGGAAAUGAGACUUGUCCAGCUAAGCUCUGGAUAUUUGACCUAACGGAAGGAGAUUCGGUCAGCCUGGUGCAUCAAUUCUCCAAUGAAAUCGUGGAUCAUGCUUAUAGCAGCAGGGAACUCAAUUCCCUGGUCCUUGAUGAGAGACCGAACGACACUUUGGCGUACAUUCAUGACUAUGAAUCAGGAAACCUGAUCGGUUUUAGCCUGAAGGAGAACGUUUCAUGGACCAUCGAAAUUCAGGAAAUCCACGUUAGGUGCAUUGCCCUUUCACCAAUAAAGGGGAAAGAAGUGGUCUAUCUGGGAUCUCGGGAAGAAUCCGAACUGUAUUCAGUUCCUCUUUCGGAAUUAAGGAUGAGGGGAGCAAAUACUCCUUUGACCCUCACUCUGGUUGGCGAUCAGAAAGCCGGCUCCUCGAGAAUGCUCAUGGACAACAAAGGAAAAUUGUACUUUGACCUUGAAACGUUUAACUACGUCGGAACUUGGGACACCAACAGAGAUGCUCAAAUCAAGGAAGAAGAACUCUACAAGGACGAGCGACUGACGCAUUACGACUUUAAGUUCAAUUUCGCCUUUGACACGUGCAAUAAUUUUUGGAUAAUGUCCAAAGAUAAUACAAAAACGACGAAUUUUCGGCUCCUUCGCGCUGAAGUCGGCGUCAAGUCCUAUUUAUACAACGACCUCAUCCCUCCCAAAGGUAAAGCACGCGAAAUACUCUAA
Molecule: messenger RNA, 1169 nt
Organism: Cloeon dipterum
Lineage: Eukaryota; Metazoa; Arthropoda; Insecta; Ephemeroptera; Baetidae
Product: protein yellow-like
Exons: 4
Coding region: 57-1169 (370 amino acids)
Source: RefSeq, a predicted model, not a curated record